AUGGACUUCGUAAUGACCAUCGAAUCUGACGAUGAAUCACCACCUCAACGCAGAAGCAGCAAGAAGCAGCAAGUGGAUGAUGCCGCCCACCUGGACCCCGAUUUCCAGUUUGAUGUCGCUGGCGAUCCCUACAUUGAUUUUUUAGAGUUUGGAACACAGCAGGAGGACAUUGUGAAGAAGGUCUCUAAGCCGGAUCCUGUCUCAGUAGAUGAAAUCAUCGAAAGACGCAAACUCCAGACUCUCUCAAAAAGAAAACGCGAGCCAGAGACUGAGGAUGAAGCUGAGGACGAUAUGGAGGAAAGUGAUGCUAGCGGUGCGGAGGACUUCCCUGAAACGGAUGGUUCGGGCGACGAAGAUGACCCCCUUGCCAGUUCCGGCGAGGAAAAUGACGAAAGUGCCGAGUCCGUAUCUGAAGAGGACGAGGAGCAGGGUGAUAAUGUUGAUGUGGAAUCCAAGUCUUCGGAUGAAUCAGAAGAAGAGACUCAAGUCGAAAAGGAUCGCAAAGAAGCAUUCUUUGAUUCGGAGGCAGCACCUACGGAGCAUCAUGCAUCUUUUUUGACCAUGAAUCUUUCCCGUCCAAUUCACAAGGCGUUGGCCAAUCUCGGGUUCACUUCACCGACACCCAUUCAAGCCGCGACCAUCCCUGUUGCUUUGCUGGGCAAAGAUGUUGUCGGAAAUGCUGUCACAGGCUCUGGAAAAACUGCUGCAUUUACGAUCCCUAUGCUGGAACGGCUGCUAUAUCGAGAAAAGGGGAAGCAUGCAGCGGCAACUCGGUGUCUGGUGUUGGUCCCGACAAGAGAAUUAGCUGUGCAAUGUUAUGAGGUUGGUUCUAAACUUGCAGCACACACUGACAUUCGCUUUUGCCUCGUCGUUGGUGGACUUUCCCUCAAAUCGCAAGAAGCAACUCUAAGGACUCGCCCAGACGUCGUCAUUGCAACUCCUGGACGGCUUAUCGAUCACUUGCGUAAUUCCCCUUCUUUCGCGCUCGAUGCACUGGACGUUCUUGUUCUUGACGAAGCGGACCGCAUGCUUUCGGAUGGAUUUGCAGACGAGUUAGCUGAAAUCAUCAAAGCAUGUCCUGUUUCCCGUCAGACAAUGCUGUUUUCCGCUACAAUGACUGACACUGUCGAUGAACUGGUGAAGAUGUCUUUGAACAAGCCUGUACGACUGUUCGUAGACCCAAAACGAACCACGGCUCGAGGCCUUACUCAAGAAUUUGUUCGUGUGCGAACGGAGAAGGACGCAGACCGGACUGCCCUACUUGUAUCUUUAUGCAAGAGGACAUUCAGACAGCGCGUUAUCAUAUUCUACAAGAGCAAGAAGCUAGCACACCAGAUGCGCAUUGUUUUCGGUCUUCUUGAUAUGAAGGCCGAGGAAUUGCAUGGCGACCUCACUCAAGAACAGCGUCUCAAAGCUUUACAGCUAUUUCGCGAUUCACAAGUAGAUUAUUUGAUGGCGACUGAUCUUGCUUCUCGUGGGUUAGAUAUCAAGGGCAUCGAAACAGUCAUCAAUUAUGACAUGCCUAACACAUUGUCGCAAUACCUUCACCGAGUAGGUCGGACGGCCCGCGCAGGCAAGUCUGGUCGCUCUGUUACUCUAGUAGGAGAAGGAGACAGGAAAAUGCUCAAAGCAGCCAUCAAGCACAGUGCGGGGGAAGAUAAUGUUCGCCAUCGGGUUGUCCCUGCUGAUAUCUUUCCCAAAUGGGUCAAAAAAGUAGAGGCUCUCAGAGAUGAGGUCGCGACAAUUCUUAACGAAGAGAAAGAGGAGAAGCAGAUCCGACAAGCGGAAAUGGAACUCAAGAAGGGACAAAAUAUGAUCGAGCAUCAAGAUGAGAUUUUCUCUCGGCCUGCUCGAACCUGGUUUCAGAGCGAAAAGGAGAAGGCAAAGGCAGUUGCCACGAGCAAACAGCAGCAUGAGAGUGGAAUGGCACUCGCGCAAAAAGGGAAACGUAAGGCUAUUGACGAGCCUAAGGCAGGUUUGUUGCAUCAUUCACAACUCCUGUUUGAACCAUCCCUUCAGCCAAAAAGAGAUAAGUUUGCUGGUCUGACCAGGAAGGCAAAACGACGGAAGAUGGCAUUAGAAGCCGACAAGGAAUUAGGCGAGGCAGGUGCUGUGAACGCUGCCAUUCGUUCCGCAAAGAAAGCUGCUCGUCCCGCUAAGAUUGGGAUUCCAGACCACCGAAACGUACCUGUUUCAAAAAGAAGGAAGACGAAAAAGGGGGUAUCGAGAACUGGUGGUAAUACAUUUGACAGGGAUUUAUCAUCGAAGGCAGCAAGGGGUGAAGGGGUUCAUGCGAAGAAGGGAGACGCAAUCGGCGGGAUGGGCAAGCGCAAAGGGGGAAAACGGAGGGACAAAUAG
Molecule: messenger RNA, 2358 nt
Organism: Suillus fuscotomentosus
Lineage: Eukaryota; Fungi; Basidiomycota; Agaricomycetes; Boletales; Suillaceae
Product: DEAD-domain-containing protein
Exons: 7
Coding region: 1-2358 (785 amino acids)
Molecular function (GO): nucleic acid binding; ATP binding; RNA helicase activity
Source: RefSeq, a predicted model, not a curated record